Scomber scombrus (Atlantic mackerel) is the source of this 6215-nucleotide messenger RNA. RefSeq names its product neuronal guanine nucleotide exchange factor (gene ngef). NCBI's taxonomy places the organism in Eukaryota, Metazoa, Chordata, Actinopteri, Scombriformes, Scombridae. Gene Ontology annotation, molecular function: guanyl-nucleotide exchange factor activity; protein binding. Bases 1205 to 3565 code for a protein of 786 amino acids. The record is from RefSeq and is a predicted model, not a curated record. Gene Ontology annotation, biological process: activation of GTPase activity. The transcript is spliced from 15 exons.
UAUGUACAAGCACACACUGAAAGAAUACAGAAAUCCACAAAACUGAAAAAAAUUGAAAUAAGUUGUGGUAGAAAUAGCUUUUUGGUUUUGGUAUUCCUGUGUAUUUGAUUAUCAAUUUCAAGAUGAAAACAGUAUAAAACACUAUUAUUUUCUUUUUUUUUGUUGCCAGCAAAAAACAAACAAAAAAACAGACGAAAACCCAAAGCUUUCAUACAUAUUGUCAUUUUUAUGUUUUUCCAAUUUAAUCAAAUAAUUGUGUCAUCCUCACCCUGACUGGACCGAUACAAACAAAAUGUUCUGGACAACAGUAAGUACAGAAAAUGCUCUCAGCCUCUGUAGGUUGUUACUUUGAUUUCAGAACUUGGUAUUGGUGAAAGGUUACACAUGCAGUGUGAAAAGGGAGAAAGUGAACUUUAAACUCUUAUUGUCAGCUGACCAGAGAAAUAAUUACUGUAUGGGGCCCUGGCUCAACAGGAUCAGAAACAUUACACACAGUACUUUAACACACACUUCCAUGCAAGAAAAUAGAGUACAUUACCUACAAAAUGCUUACUUUAUUAUUGUAAUUUGUUCUCUAUUUUAACCUGAACAUUUUAACCUUUACUUGAAAGCCUUAUAGUGAGGACAUUGACAGAUUCUGAAAAGGGAUCUGAGAAACUGAAAGCAGAGAAAAGUGAACAGACUGUAGUGAGUCAGUAGGUGGCUUUUCAGGUUUCACAACAGAAUUUUAGAGCAGAGAGACAGGCUCGUCAGGCCAAGUUCAGUUCAGGAAUGUUAGCACGUAACAGGGUGGUGUAGAGAGAAGGACAGAGGGAGGGAGCCAAACAUAGGUGGGACAAAGUGCAGUGGAGAGAAAGAGUCAUAAAUGCAGUCAUAAUUACAGCUCUAGGCAGAAAUAAGCUAUACACUCUCCUUGUUCCACAGGCUACCAGUGUAGCUGACAACACUGAUAGGAGGAAGAGGGCCUUUCUCUGUCUUCUGAGUUGUUGUUUGCCACAUUAUUUACUACCUCUGUUAGAGCAGCUUUAGUCCAUAAGACAGCAGUCUUUCUUUGGAUUUAUUUUUCACCCAAACUUCCCAUUUCUAGGCAUGGAUUUGCUCCUGGAUUCUGGCUAAUUAUGACUGAUUUUCUCCCAGUUUCCUCAAAGUGUAACACAAUUCCCUAAAAUUUUUUUUUUUUUAAAAGGACUGGGAAUCAUUUACUAUGUCUGUGACUGCCCUGUUUAGGGGCAAGUGGGGGCCGAAGUCACAGGAAACCCCAGAGAAGCAUGCAGCAGCAGCGGCAGCUGUGGUUCAACAAAGCUAUGAGGUGGAUGAUGAUGAGGAUGACUCCAAGUUUGGUUUCAGCAGAGAGCCUAUCCGCAGGAACUCCCGGUUUUACCGUUCAGUGAGGAAGAAGAGGCUCGUCUCCUCUGAGAACUCUGAAAGUUCUACAAGGCUUGGUUUGGACCACAGUCCACAAAACAGAGUAGCAGGUUCCUCCUCUGACGCUAUUUUACCCCAAAAAUCCCCUUUAUUGCUUGGGGCUAGACGCCCUCAGCUUUCACCACAGCUCCAAUAUUCCAGAACUGUGUUGCCAAGCAAUAAUGAGGCUAACAGCAGACAUGCUCUGUACAACAAGGAUGCUGUGAAUAGGAGAAGAGGAGGAGUGGGAGGAGGGAGUGUGGACCUAUCUGCUGCCUCUUACAGCCGGAGUAGAGAUUUUACAGCUGGCAGGAUCACUUACCAGACUCACAGCAUUCAAAGUGGAGACAUAGAAAAGCUGUGUGAGCAAACCGCUGCAGCCUGCACUGUACAGGAGGUCAGAGGGAAAAUCAUGAGUUCACAACGGCCCACCUCAGAUGGAUCAGACCAGGAUAUCAUCAACCUCAGGUUGCUCAGCAAUGGAGAUGGACCCCAAACAAUAUGCCACAGCCUCAACAUUGUCAAAAACACUGCCUUCUUGUACCAGGAAUACCGCGACACCUCCAAGCAACAGGAGAUUGAGCAACGGCGGCAACGUGAGAGUCUUUCUCCUGGAGUCAUGGCGGGGCCUGUGGGGACAGGGUCUGGUGUCAUGUCCCCACCAGUGUUACAGUUGCAGUUGAGGAACAGUGCAUGCUCACUGAGCUUGUGGCAGAACCUGGAAGCUGUGCAGGCCAGCGGCCUGCUCACCCAGUUGCCACAGAAAGAAAUCAUAAUGCAAGAGGCCAUGUUUGAGCUUGUUACCUCAGAAGCAUCCUACUACAAGAGUUUGGAAAUUUUAGAGACUCACUUUCUUCAUAACCCUGUUUUAGUCAACACUCUCUGCCAAUCCGACAUGCAUUUUCUGUUCUCCAACAUUGAAGAAGUCAUGAAAGCCAGUGAACGGUUCCUUAUGGAUCUUGAGCACCAAAUUGAGAAGUCUAUUUUGAUUUCUGAUGUGUGUGACAUUGUUUACCAACACGCUGUUGAACACUUCAGUGUCUUCAUCAAAUAUGUCAUUAACCAGGUGUACCAGGAAAAGAACUACAGACGCAUUUUAGAAGGAAAUCAGGCAUUUCGGGAGGCCAUGGCUGCACUGGAGAACCAUCCACGUGUCAGAGGCCUGUCCUUUACCUCAUUCCUCAUCCUUCCUUUCCAGAGGAUCACAAGGCUCAAGUUGCUGGUACAGAAUAUCCUGAAAAAAGCAGAGGAAAACUCAGAGAGGGAGGCAAAUGCUAUUAAAGCACAUCAGCAACUGGGGCAGAUUGUCGAAGAAUGUAAUGAGGGUGUGCGAAAAAUGAGUCGCACUGAGGAGCUUAUCAGCAUUGAGAAAACACUGGAGUUUAAAUCCAAGUCUGUGCCGGUCAUUUCCCACUCGCGCUGGUUGCUAAAGAAGGGUGCGGUUCAACUGAUGGCAGGGCCCAAGAGCACUAGGACCAUGCGAAGCCGUAAGCUCUACCAACCAGUGUACUUGUUCCUUUUUAACAAUCUACUUCUGGUCACCAAGCGUAGCUCUAGUGGGGACAAGUUCCAGGUUCUAGACUCUUGCACUCGGGCCAUGCUGAGGACUGAAGAUCUUGAAGACCAGGGCCAGCUGCUGGCCAAUGUUUUUAAUCUUAAACUGUUGGAGAACCAAGAGGAACGUCCCGUCAACUACAUGCUCAAGACUUCCAGUAUGAGUGAUAAGCUUCGAUGGAUGUGUGCUCUCACUCCCAACCGACGCACACGCUUUAUGUCUACUAGUGCCCAGCAACCAGACUCUCUGCAGGUGCAGUGUAUUCAGUCAUACUCAUCCCAGGAGCCAGAUGAACUCUCCGUUGAGAUGGCAGAUGUACUGAAUCUCCUGGAGAGAACAGACAAUGGUUGGAUGAUGGGUGAAAGGCUCCACGAUGGAGAGAGGGGCUGGUUCCCUAGUAGAGUAGUAGAGGAGAUCCAGAGCAAGGAGGUCCGAGCUCAGAACCUUAGGGAAGCAUUUAGGAUCCAGCAGGCUCAGGAAAGUGGAGGAGGCUCUCAAACUGGAGCCAGGAUUGGCUUAAGGGUGGGUAGGCGUACCCCAAAGGUCUCCAACUUCUCCAAUCCUUGGAUCGAGCAAAUGGGGGAGAGCAGUGAACAAAAGCAGUGAAUCAGUAACAGCGACAUCAUCAUUUAGGGCCAUAUGCACGAAGAUGAAGGAUGCAUGUGACUUAAUUCCUGCACAAUUACAUUUUGAUUAUGAUUACUUAAUAGUGGAUGGUUUUUAAGAUCCACAGUUAUGGUCUCAGCGAUGUUAGACAAAUGAUGAAACACCAUGUAUAAGCACUGCUGCAUGUCUCAUAUAAACAUAUGCUGAAGAUGUUUUGUGGAGCAAAAUGUUUUGGGAUGGCAAGAACCCAAAAAGUUGAUUUUAAGUAACUUAUUGUGAAGGUACUGUAAACAUCCCUCAACUGCAUGGACAACUUUAAAACUUUUAAUAUGUUAAUUUCAUUGUGAAACACGUUCCAACACUGAAUUAUGUCCCACAUCCUUUGAAAGCCAAAUGUAAAAAGUUAAUUGUCUAAGUAAAAAAAUACAUAAAGUAGUAUUGUAUGACAAUGACUAAUGAUUAUUUAAAAACGUCUGUAUAUAUGGAUAUUCAAAUAAAUGAGUCAGCUAAAGUGAUAGUCCACCCAAAAUGUAUUUGUUCAGUAUGAAUUAUUGAUUGCAGUCAGAGUUUUUCUGGUUACAAAAGGUUCCUCCAUUGUAGAGAACACUGGCAGUAGUCAGCCUGGCCUUACAACAUUUACAACAGUUUUCAUUGCAGCUACAAAUGGAUCAGGGCAGGCAGCAUGAUCCACCAGUAUGUUCCAAACCUGUGGUUUAAAUACAGGAACACCCUGAAUACUGCAAAAUCAGUUUUUGAGACAGGUCUCAAAACAUUGCUCUUUUUUGCAUUUACAAAUAAAGUUUAAAGUACUAUAAUUAUGAUAUCUAUAAAUAAGAUACUUUUAUAAUUACAGUACUCUGCUGCAUAUUAGAAACACCUUCUUUAAGUCCAUAAGCAAAAAACAAUAAGCCCCUUAAAGGUUCUAUAUGUAGACUUGUGAAACGAAUUAGGGUUUUUUAUUGUGUUUUUGUUUGUUUUUGGGCAAAUGAGUGAAUGGGUACUAAUGCAACUUAAAAGAUACAACUUUCACCUACUUUCUCGGUUGCCUGUAAUAGCCUGUGGACCGUUUUCUAUUUGAACUACCCUGGACAGAUUUUUUGUGAAACUUCAAAUGAUGUGACGUUUUUGCGCGCCUUGCCUCUCUCCCUAUAAUGGUAAAUGGACUGUACUUAUAUAGCGCUUUUCUAGUCUGUUGACCACUCAAAACACUUUUACACUACAUGUCACAUUCACCCAGUCAUACACUGAAGACAGGGGUGCCACGCGAGGUGCCAAACUGCUCAUCAGGAGGGAACUUACAUUCAAAAAAUCAUUGGCUUAGCCAUUAGGAGCAAUUUGGGGUUAAGUAUCUUGCCCAAGGACACAUAGACAUGUGGACUAGAAAAGCCAGGAAUCGAACCACAGAUCUUUUGAUUGGUGGACGAGGGCUCUACCUCCUGAGCCAUAGCCACUACAAUAAUGUCAACAAACAACUGGCAUUACUACACAACACAACAACAAUGAAGCUAUCUGACCAGAAGCACCCUGUAGAUAUUAGCUCUAUCACCUGCAAUACUUGGGCUAUGAGCAUUCUUAAGCAUACAAUUAACGGUUACGGGUCUUGCUAUUGAGAAGGAAUUCCUACAUACAGAACCUUUAUCCUUUAAUUACAUAAAUACAUAAGUAAAUGAAAAGACACACUAGGUGUAGACUACAAUUACCUUUAGUUAGGAGACAUUUUCAGAAAAUUUCCUCACAAAACUUGCUUGAUUCUUUCCCCCCCACCUAUUUUUUUAUGGUAUAUGACAGGAUCUUCAAUUGCGUGACAGUUAUUUGGAUUGAGUGGCCAACAAAGGCCUAUUCUGCUUUGGAAAUACCACAAGCUGGACCCCCAGUUGUUAUAGUGUAACUGUCACACUGUUCCAAACAGUCCUCCUGUUGUCUUAUGCCAAGAAGAACAUAUUUUUUCUAACUGCCAGGAACCCAAGCUGACUGCAGUCUAUCUUCUCUGUCAAAGAGCAGAUGACACACCAACAGUCAUCUCCUAAGCCUACAUUGUUUCAUACUCAAAAGAUAGAUUUUGUGUUUAAUAUCACUUUAAAGUUGUCAAUAUAAUGAGUCUUGCGGUGGUUAGCAGUGUCGACUCACAGCAAGAGGAUUCUGGGUUCAAACCCAUCUGCUGGCUGUGGCCCUUCUGUGUGGAAUUUGCAUGUUCUUCCUGUCGCUGCGUGGGCUCUCUCUGGGUACUUCAGAUUCCUCCCACAGACCAAAAACAUGCAGUGUUGGUUAAUUGGUCACUCUAAAUGCCUGUGAGUGUGAGUGGUUGUCUGUCUCUAUAUAUGUUAGCCCUCUGAUGGACUAGCAACCUGUCUAGGGUGUACCCGCCUUUCAGCCAAUGUCAGCUUGGAUUGGCUCCAGCACCCCCAAACCUCUAAAGAGAAUAAGUAGUAUAGAAAAUGAGUGAAUGAAUGAAUUAAAAAGAAUAUAACAGAAAUAUACACAAACAGGAUAAAUUAUGCCAAAUAGCUGCAAUAUGUCAUAACUGUAUAGUUUAUCAGCAUUAUAAACAACUAUGGGACAGCAUGAUUGUGAGCAUUUUAUGUCUUAACAUACUGUAUGUGUACAAUAAUGCAACAAUGUUAUGUUUAAAGUGAUAAUUAUUAAAAAUUAU